AUGGCAGACUCGCGCUCGCCAAAGGGUGCUUCGAUACCGGAAUGGCAAAAGAAUUACAAGCAUUCUGAUGAUAAACCUGCUUCCACAGAGAUUCCAGCCACCUCAACCUCCACAGAUCAGACUUCCCUUGAGCAGGCCAGGCAAUUGAUUGAAGAUGAAUCCAUACGCGACGAAUCAAGAGAGAAAAAGAUUGCCUUCCUGGAAAGCAAAGGCGUUCGAGCUGAAGAUAUUGAAGCCGUGCUGAGCGCCGACUCUCCAUCUAUAUUGGUGUCACCACCAGAACUGAAGACUAUCCAUGAUACGUCUCAGGUACCGAGCGCCGAGGAGCAAAACCAUGGUCUCAAUCCCUCUGUACCUUCUGCACAAGUACCUUUGCAGCCAAUAGUCACCACCAAGCGCGAUGUUCCGCCUAUCAUUACAUAUCCCGAGUUCCUCCUCAAACCCCAGAAGCCUCCGCCGCUGGUAACCCUUGAUCGCCUUACGAAUGCUGCAUACAUCCUAGCAGCGGUAUCCGCCCUGACAUAUGGCGCAAGUAAAUAUCUCGUUGAGCCGAUGCUACAAACACUGACGGAUGCGCGCCACGAUCUCGCUGAAGAAACCAAUGAGAACCUCGAGAAACUCAAUAGCAAACUCGAAUCCGUGGUCUCACAUGUCCCAUAUAUCGCCAGUAGUGCUGUUUUGCAAAAGCAGAAAGAGCAAGAACGUGAAGAUGAUCUCGAUUCUGUCGAUUCUGAUCCCACCGAGCUCUUUCACCGGGACAUCGCAACUCAGACGUCUCCCCAUCGCUCCCGCUCUAAUUCCUCCUCCGACUCUGUCCCCAACAACACCCAUUCCGACCCAACAGCGCAGCAAACAAGCCGAUUAAAAGGCCUCCAUGCCGACCUUUCUUCUCUCCUCUCAUCCACCAAUACUCAUUUCUCUCAGGACCGACUGAAGGAGCGUGUGUCCGAAUUCCAGAGCGUGCUUGAUAAGAUGGACACAACUUUCAACCCUUUCACAGUCGAUUAUACGCUUAGCGCCGUGGAUGAUGCCUCUAAAUCCAAAAAAUCGACCAGUAAAGACAAUGAAAUCAACAAGUUCAAGUCCGAGAUCAGAGCCCUGAAAGGUGCCUUCUUAAGUUCCAGAAACUUCCCAAAUACAAGAGCUGCUGCUCCAUUCGCUUUUCCUGCAAGAUGA
Exophiala bonariae is the source of this 1176-nucleotide messenger RNA. RefSeq lists its product as uncharacterized. Gene Ontology annotation, cellular component: peroxisomal membrane; peroxisomal importomer complex. The transcript has a single exon. The coding region runs from base 1 to 1176 and encodes 391 amino acids. Gene Ontology annotation, molecular function: signaling receptor binding. Gene Ontology annotation, biological process: protein import into peroxisome matrix, docking. The record is from RefSeq and is a predicted model, not a curated record. NCBI's taxonomy places the organism in Eukaryota, Fungi, Ascomycota, Eurotiomycetes, Chaetothyriales, Herpotrichiellaceae.